UAUACUUUAAACACGAAUUAUACUGGGCUAUUUGCUAGUGAUAUGACGUACAUGGCGAAAUAUUAACCGUCAUUCACAGGUCCUGGAUAUGGAAAUAUAAUAUUAGCUUGGGCAAAUAGCUAUACCUGGCUAUCUGAUAGCGAUCUGAUGCAGAUGGCAAUAGAUCAACCGUCAUUCACAAGCCGGGAAUCUGAGGAUAUAAUUUUUAAUGAGGGUAAAUGCCAUUAUCCGACGGGCUAGAAGUCACCAUGUUAAAAGUGGCCCGUAAAAAAUGUACCUAGUAUGCGAAGAAACAUAAUUACCCAUUUUUUUAAUGCCGCCUGGGAUAAAUUUCCGCGACAAAACGUUUUCUUUCAUUUUCGCCCCUUUUCUACAUUCCGUCUGUCACAGUGAAACUGAGUGGCGCAAAAUUAAUUCUCUCCUCAAAUUAAAAUUUUCCUCUGAUCAUCAUUUACUGAUAGGAACUUAGGGUUUUCUGCGAAGCUCCAACCAUCCAUUGCGAAUUCGGUAUAUCUCCUUCUUCUGCUACUGUUUAUGGUAUGUUAUAAGUCUUCAAAUUAGGUUAAUCUUACUGUGUUUCAGCCUAACUUUCUUUUUUUCUAUCAAAUUAGGUCAAAAUCAAUUACUAAUUUAGGGUUCAUGAAUGGAUAAUAAUACUGAAGAUUAGUAUGAUUUGAUAAAUUUAUUUAGCAUAAAAAUGGAAUCACAUAGUGAGAGAGAUACGGUGGUUGGAGUAGAUGAUAUAAACCAUAGAGGGAAACAGAUUUGUGUGAUACCUGAUGGUGCCGAUUCGGUGGAGCCACCCAAGUACGUCAAGUUAUUCGAUAAUUCCGAGCCGAGAUGUAGUAAUAAUAGUCCUAGUGUUGAUGCUAUUGAUAUGGUUGAAGAGUUGAUAUAUAAGAAUUACAGGAAUUUGAAUUUGUCUUUAGAUGGAAAUAGUUUGGGUAGUAAUGUGGAAGCAGGAGGAGGGGAACGAGGAGGAGGACAUAUUGCUGCUGUUUCGAGGAAAGAGAGUGGGGAAUCUGUCCGAAGGGGUAAGCAGCCGUUUACUUCAGCUGGUGGUGGAGAGGAUAUGAGAAAUAUAUCUCGUGUGGGAAAUUUGGUACAGGGGGAGGCUAAGAAUAAAGCGAAGGUUAGUAUUGAUGUGUCCAAGAAUGUGACUAGGACUUAUGAUAAUGUUAUAUCAAAUGAUUCUAUAUCGUCUUCGGGAGGGUUGAGGACCAAGGUUCUGGCAUCUGGAUUUUCGAGUUUUCUUGUUAAGAGUAGUUUGAAAGGGAAGGGAGCUGUGUGCACGUAUCCAGAAGGUGUUGAUGGGUUUGGUGUUUCCAAAACGAGUCAGAAUAAGAAGAAGAGUUGGGGAGUUGAUAGUGUAGUUUUAGAUGCUUCGUCGGAUGUCAGUGUCAAAGCUGAAAACCCAUCACGGCAAAGUGUUUCUGGUGUCGAGCGUAAGAGGUUAGAUGAUGGAAUUAACUCCAGAGAGUGGAUGAAACCAGCUUUUCGUAGGGGUGUUGAAGAUGUAGUUUUAGAUGCUCCGUUGGAUGCAAGUGGUCAAUUUGAAAACCCGUCACGGCAAAGUGGUUCUGGUGUCCAGCGUAAGAGGUUGGGUGAUGGAAUUACCUCAAGAGAGUGGAUGAAACCAGGUUUUUGUAGGGGUGUUGACGAUGUAGUUUUAGAUGCUCCGUUGGAUGCAAGUGUGAAAGCUGAAAACCCAUCACGGCAAAGUGUUUCUAGAGUUCAGCGAAAGAGGUUAGAUGAUGGAAUUACCUUAAGAGAGUGGAUGAAACCAGGGUUGCGUAAAUUGGAUAAAGCUGAGAGGCUGGAUAUUUUUAUGCAAAUUGUACAGCUUGUUGAUCUUGCACACUCCAAACAGAUUGUAUUGCGAGACUUACGUCCGUCUUGUUUAAAGUUGUUGCCAUCAAAUCGAGUCAAAUAUGUUGGCACAUUGGCACGGAAUGCAUUGUCAGAGAGCAUGCCUGAUUUAGAUGUUCCCUUCUCAAAGAGGCAGUUGAGUGCCGAUAAGGACGUGGGAUCAAGUGAGCAUGCCCUCCAUACUGUUACAACAAAGCAUCGAAAACUCAAUGAGAACAUAGCAUCUACUCGGCAGCAGUUCGGGUUUUUACCUAAACCUGACUACAAGCACAAUACAGUUGAUAUCAGCAGCACUCAGACGCAUUAUUCUGGUUAUUCAGAAGACAGACCUCGGAAAAGGUCCAGCAACGGCAUAAUACCUAAUAGCAAUUGGCCACAGUUGGUCUCUGUAAAUUCUCAGUCCGAAGAGAGGUGGUAUACUAGCCCAGAGGAGCUUCAAGGAAUGCGAACCACAUUGUUCUCAAAUAUCUACUCUCUUGGGAUUCUUCUCUUUGAGCUGCUUUCCCAUUCUGAGUCAUCGGAACUGCAUACCGAAGCAAUGUUAAAGAUUCAGCAUCGAAUUCUUCCUCCAGAUUUUCUGUCAGAAAACCCAAAAGAAGCUGGUUUUUGUCUCUGGCUUCUUCAUCCAGAGCCCUCAUCACGGCCCACAACAAGGGCAAUCCUGCAAUCUGAACUUAUGGGCGAAUCUCAAGAGUUGACAUCUGAGGAUGGGUACCGGUCUGUUCAAGAAGAUUUUGCUGAAUCAGAGCUGCUGCUGCAAUUUCUAACAUCUUUGAAGGAACAAAAAGACCAAAAGGCCUCUAAAUUAGUUGAAGACAUCAGCAGCUUAGAAACAGAUAUCAAGGAAAUUGAGAAAAGACGCUCAAUAGAAACAAGGAGUAUUCGUUCUUUGGAACAUAAGAAUACAAGAGAACAAGACCUCCUUCCCAAAGAACCUCUAAGGUUAGACACAUGCGAUAAGGUUUCACCUUCGUUAAAUGUGAAUGAUGAUAGGUUGAUGAGGAAUAUGAGCCAGCUUGAAAAUGCUUACUUCUCCAUGAGAUCCCAACUCUUGCUUCCAGAUGCUUCUGCCACUGGUCGUUUGGACACUGAUUUCCUUAACAGGCGGGAUAAAUGGUCACAUGUACAAAAUGGGAAUACACCACGUGUUGUGAACCAGAAACCUGCAGAUCGCGUGGGUGCCUUUUUUGAUGGUCUAUGCAAGUAUACUCGCUAUAAAAAGUUUGAAGUGCGUGGGACAUUAAGAAAUGGGGAUCUUCUCAGUUCUGCGAAUGUAAUUUGUUCAUUGAGUUUUGACCGAGAUGAGGAGUACUUUGCUGCUGCAGGAGUAUCAAAGAAAAUUAAAAUCUUUGAUUUCAACGGAUUGUUGGAUGAUUCUGUUGAUAUUCAGUAUCCAGUGGCUGAGAUGUCCAGCAAAUGUAAGCUCAGUUGCGUUUGCUGGAAUAGUUACAUAAAGAAUUAUUUGGCUUCAACUGAUUAUGAUGGUGCUGUACAGCUCUGGGAUGCAAGCACUGGUCAGGGAUUUGCUCGAUACAAAGAACAUGAGACGAGAAUUUGGUCCGUCGAUUUUUCUCAAAUGGAUCCCAUGAAGUUAGCCAGUGGAAGUGAUGAUUGUUGUGUGAAAUUAUGGAGCCUUAAUGAGAGAAAGUCUACCUGCACAAUACGCAGUGCCGCAAAUGUUUGCUGUGUUCAGUUCUCUCCUUAUACCCCGCAUUUGAUGGCAUUUGGGUCUGCAGAUCAUAAGAUGCACUGCUAUGAUCUUCGAAAUACAAGGAUCCCUUGGUGCUCAUUGGCAGGGCACGGGAAAGCUGUUAGCUAUGUGAAGUUCUUGGACCAUGAAACCCUUGUUUCUGCAUCCACGGACAAUACGCUAAAGCUUUGGGAUCUCAACCAAACGGUUUUUGGUUCAUUGUCUACUAAUGCUUGCGGCUUAACCUUUAAAGGUCAUACUAAUGAAAAGAACUUUGUGGGCUUGGCCGUCUCAGAUGGAUAUAUUGCUUGCGGUUCAGAAACAAAUGAGAUUUAUUCUUACUAUAGAUCUCUCCCUAUGCCAAUCACUUCUCAUCAGUUUGGUUCUAUUGAUCCCAUUUCUGGACAAGAGUCCCGCGACGACAAUGGACAGUUUGUUUCAAGUGUUUGCUGGAGAAGGAAAUCAAAUAUGUUCAUGGCUGCUAACUCCACCGGUACUAUAAAGGUGUUACAAAUGGUGUAAGGAAAGGUUUUCUCUAUAUCGAAAAGCUUGUGGUGCCACAAGCUCACAGAGCUUAAAAUUUAGAGGAUGAUGCUUAAGAAUUUGAGGAAGCUUAAGCUAUUGAGACAUGGUGAAUCUCUUGUGUGGAAGACGAUCAAGAUCCUAGUCUCACGUAGAGUAAAUGUUCGUGCAUGAUUUUGAUAACAAAUGCUGACUUUUUCAUCCUACCAUCGCGCGUCUGCAGCAACCACCUUAAACAAGAAAUCAACGUGUGCGGGUGGGUCGCCUUAAACACAUGAGAUUAGAUCAAUGCUAAUCUACCGUCGGGUCGCCUUAAACGUAUGCGGGUUUAUGUAAGAUUUGAUCAAUGCUCUCAAGCUGCACAAAUGCUCAAGUGAAUGCCUGAAUGGCGAAGGCUUCUAAAAGGUACCCUGAGCCAGACAGUUUCACGACAAGCACAAAUUUUGAAGGGUAUGUGGUUAGUUUUCUGAGUUUUGUCCAUAGGUUUGUACAUCUCUAGAUCAACAACAUUUGUAUUACUUUCUUGGUGGAAGGAAAUGCAAAAAGGAAAGUGUGGUUACAUUAGGUGUGUGUAAAUUAACUUCAGUUAUAAUGCAAAAAUAUCAUCAAUACAUUUGAUUUUGUACAUUUUUCAGUA
Papaver somniferum (opium poppy) is the source of this 4718-nucleotide messenger RNA. RefSeq names its product protein SUPPRESSOR OF PHYA-105 1-like. NCBI's taxonomy places the organism in Eukaryota, Viridiplantae, Streptophyta, Magnoliopsida, Ranunculales, Papaveraceae. The record is from RefSeq and is a predicted model, not a curated record. The coding region runs from base 698 to 4081 and encodes 1127 amino acids. Gene Ontology annotation, biological process: protein phosphorylation; photomorphogenesis. Gene Ontology annotation, molecular function: ATP binding; protein binding; protein kinase activity. The transcript is spliced from 7 exons.